Molecule: messenger RNA, 685 nt
Organism: Psylliodes chrysocephalus
Lineage: Eukaryota; Metazoa; Arthropoda; Insecta; Coleoptera; Chrysomelidae
Source: the annotation of a GenBank genome assembly
UUUUUUUUUCAAUUUUAAUGUUAUUGGUCCCAUUGGUUUAUCACCAACUUUGCUAUUUUUUUUAUAUAUUGAAUUGAUAUUUGUUUCCUAACAAUGACUAUAAAACUGAAUUUAAUUGCCGCUGCUUGCGAAAAUAUGGGUAUCGGGAAGAACAAUAACUUACCUUGGAAAUUAAAAUCAGAAAUGGAUUACUUCAGUAGAAUGACAAGCAAAACCAUCGAUCCAACAAAGAAAAACGUAGUUAUAAUGGGCAGAAAAACAUGGGAUAGUAUACCCACAAAAUACAAACCAUUACAAAAUCGCAUUAACUUUGUUUUAUCCCGUUCAAAUUUGGAUUUAAAAAAUUGUAAGGAUGUAUAUGCCAGUAAUAGCUUAGAGUCAUGCAUAGAGAAAUUAGAAGACAAUGCAUUUAAGAGCGUCUAUGAGACUGUUUGGGUUAUAGGCGGGAGACAUAUUUAUGAGGCUGCUCUGAAAUCUGAUAGUUUUCACAGGCUGUAUUUAACCAAAAUUUUAAAAACUUUCGAUUGUGACACCUUCUUCCCCCCUCUACCUACAAACUUAAAAAAAGUCAGUGAUCCGGAUGUGCCUGAAGAACUGCAAACAGAGAAUGGUAUUGAUUAUACUUAUAAUGUAUAUGAAAAUACACAAUUUGGGAAAUAAUUGUGAUUGUUGAUUUUUGCCUACG